This is a messenger RNA of Cylindrotheca closterium, 612 nucleotides long. The record is from the annotation of a GenBank genome assembly. Lineage: Eukaryota; Bacillariophyta; Bacillariophyceae; Bacillariales; Bacillariaceae.
AUGCGCCCUUCGCUAUUGACAAAGGUACCAGCAUGUCAAUAUGCCUCGCAAACACCAGAAGAAAUGGAGCCAGCGCCACUGCAUACCUUUCGGACCAAUUGCGAAAGCGAGUUUAGGCACUGGCUCCAGGAAGCACUUCCACAAUCUUUGGCUUUUUUUUUCAUAUUCGACGAGGGAGAUUUCAUAAAGGUAUGCAACACCACGUUGCCCGACUUGUUGGAAAGCUAUUUGAAAUGUUCCUUGAAUGGAACGGAAUCAACAGGAAAGAAUAUUACCCUCUUGAUGGGUAGUGACGAGCGAAAUGCAAAGUAUCGUCAACAAGUUUUGGACUUGGUGAACAACAACAGCAAUGCAGCAUUGCCUUCUUUUCCCCACGUUUCGACUCUGGAUGCGGAGGCGAUUGCAAAGGAAUUGAUGGAAGACUUGGUGGCACAAAAGGCCAUGCCGGAAUGGCUAGAGUAUCGAGCAACCACUAUCAAUUGUUUUCUAUUGCUACAAGGAAUUGGCAUCUUGGGAGCCUUUAAUUUCUCUUCGCUUUAUCUUAGCAAGAGACGGAGUGAUUGCCGUCCGUGCAACCAUCUCUUGACGGGCUACCCAGGGCUAUGGAAGUGA